AUGUUGUCUCGAUUCUUAACUCUCCUCUUUACUUUCGUCUCCAUUCUAUCUAUGGAAGCUGUUGUAGCUACCACGUACAACGUGGUGAGCUACGGAGCGAAGUCAGAUGGCAAGACCGACUCCACCAAGGCAUUCCUCAGUGCCUGGUCGUCGGCUUGCAGCUCUUCUGACUCGUCAUCCAUCUACGUUCCACCGGGGGAGUAUUUGAUCGGAUCAAUAGCUAGAUUUAACGGAGAAACUUGCAAGUCAAAUGAUAUCACAAUCCGCAUUGAUGGUACUCUUUUGGCACCGUCGGAUUAUGAGGCAUUGGGAAAUGGAGGCAAUUGGAUUGUCUUCGAGAGAGUCGACGGAGUUUCCAUCUAUGGUGGCACCUUGGAUGCUCGAGGUGCUGGCUUAUGGGCUUGCAAGGCUUCCAAGAACCGAUGUCCUUCUGGUGUCACGUCUUUGGAGUUGAGCCAAUCGAAUAAUAUAUUUGUAAGUGGAUUGACAUCCUUAAACAGUCAAAUGUUUCAUAUUACCGUAUUCGGAUGCAACAACGUAAAAUUACAAGGCCUAAAGGUUUCGGCCCCAGCCGAAAGUCCAAACACCGAUGGGAUUCAUGUAUCGUCAUCGUCCGGUGUAACCAUCACCAACACAAGGAUAGGCACGGGCGACGACUGCAUAUCCAUAGGCCCUGGUUCUAGGAAUUUAUGGUUUGAGAAUAUAGCUUGUGGCCCUGGCCACGGCAUUAGCAUUGGGAGUCUUGGUGGGAACUCACUCGUGGCCGGAGUUCAAAAUGUGACGGUUACAACAGCUACAUUCACCGGAACUGAAAACGGGGUGAGGAUAAAGACUUGGGCCGAGGCUGGGCUAGGGUUUGUUAGAAAUGUUGUGUUUGAGCAUGCCACUAUGGUUAAUGUACAAAAUCCUAUUGUCAUUGAUCAACAUUAUUGUCCCGGUAGCAACAAUUGCCCAAAUCAGGCGUCGGGAAUCAAGAUUAGCGACGUGACAUAUCAAGAUAUUCACGGAACAUCAGCAACAGAAGUGGCGGUGAAAUUUGAGUGCAGCAAAGCAAAUCCGUGUAGUGGAAUAACAUUGAAUGAUGUUGACCUAACAUAUGGAAAGGCAUCGGCCGAGUCGUCCUGCUCAAACGCGAGAGGUAGCGCCUCGGGGGUGGUCCUUCCCACCAGUUGUUUGUAG
Molecule: messenger RNA, 1179 nt
Organism: Impatiens glandulifera
Lineage: Eukaryota; Viridiplantae; Streptophyta; Magnoliopsida; Ericales; Balsaminaceae
Product: polygalacturonase-like
Exons: 4
Coding region: 1-1179 (392 amino acids)
Biological process (GO): carbohydrate metabolic process
Molecular function (GO): polygalacturonase activity
Source: RefSeq, a predicted model, not a curated record